Camelina sativa (false flax) is the source of this 789-nucleotide messenger RNA. The record is from RefSeq and is a predicted model, not a curated record. Lineage: Eukaryota; Viridiplantae; Streptophyta; Magnoliopsida; Brassicales; Brassicaceae.
AUGUUGCUUGGGCAAGCCAAUAAGCAGAUUGAGGAAGCAAAGCAGUUUGCUGAGAUGACCCAAACGUUGAAUUCUUAUUCUAAUGACCUGAGUAACAAGCUUGAGAGUCUGACCUCUAAGGUCAAGUACAUGGAGAGCAACAUUGAUUCCACUUCCGCUCCUACGCCAAACCAACUUCCUGGACCAGCUAUUCAAAACCCAAAGGAGUUUACAGCUAAAGCGAUUCACUUCUAUGAAGAAGUUGUCACUGAGGAAAGUGAGGUUCAAGGUGGGGAGGAUUCAUCACUAGUUGAAGCCCAAAGUGAAGUUGCUGAGAAGUUGGGGUAUGAACAUUUUAAGCCCUGCAAUCUCUAUAUUGGCCUAGCAGAUGGAUCAAAGAGGGAUGUGCUUGGAUUAAUUGAAAAUUUUCCAGUCAAGAUAGGGGAGGCUAGGAUUCCAACUGAUUUUGUGAUCAUGAACAUGGAUCAAGAGCCAGAAGAUCCUCUCAUCUUGGGGAGACCAUUCUUAGCCACAGCUGGGGCUGUAAUUGAUGUUAAGAUGGGAACCAUCAAGCUCCACCUUGCUAAAGACUUCACUAUGAAGUUUGACAUCAAGAAUUCAACAUAUCAACCUACUAUUGAAGGUCAGCACUUUGUGGUAGAGAGAAAAGCUAGUUCUGAAGUUUUUGAGGAUGGAGAGGACCCUAGGAUUAAAGGUUCAGCCCAAGCCAAGACUGUCCAAGAGCUCAAGGAAUCAGUUCAAGUGUUAGCUGGUUUAGUGAAGGAACUUCAAGGAAGAAAGGGGGUCUAA